UAACUGCUUAUGUUGUAGUAACUAGGUUCUUACCGCUGCUAUCGAUCUUAACAACGAAAUACCGGAGUCUUGGAAGUAUCACGCAUGUCGGACGUGCUAUGGCGUGCUACGGCGAUCAACGGGACCGGGGUUAUUACGACGACCGAGAUAACAGGGAUGGAGGGCGGGACGGACGUGAUUACCGUGACCGGGCGUAUGAACGGGAGCCACGCCGCGGGCCUGUUACAUGCUUCAACUGCGGUGAUACCGGACAUUACGCUAAUCAGUGUACUCAGCCGAGGCGUCAGCGUAAUGCUCGACCGGCGGCAUCGUCAGAUUCAAGGGGAAACCGUGGCCAGAGCAGGCGGGCCGUUGCGAAUGACCCACUUGAAUCGAAAGUGGCCGAGAUUGGCAAGAGUGUGGCAGCUGUCUGCCAAUUCGUUGAGAUCGAACAGCAGAAGAAAGCGUUGAAAGAACGGAAGAAGAUGGAGAGGAAGGAAGCGGAGGAACGUGCAGCGGCGGAGCAACAGGAGCUGGAACUGAAGCGGAAGAAGGAGGAUAAGGUUAGACGAGAUGCGGAGAAGUUUGAAGAAGUCAACAAACACUUGGAUAUCAAGGUUGCACUCCGAAUCGGGGAGUUACGAGAGGAUGUACGGGAGGACGUUGUACCUACUGCGGGAUCUGGGCAUGGAAGCAGCGCGAGUAGCAGUGAUACGGAGCAGUUGAGCGAGAAAACUCGAAAGUUGUGCAUCUCCGAGAAAAGAAAGCGCGGACCUGAACCGAUGUUCGGAGGCAGCCCACCGAUGGAGAUUCCGCCGAAGCGUACACCACGCAAGGCGGUCAAACCUGCCCAGCUGACCGAACGCCUCACACGUGCUAAGGCUAAGAGACAAGGAGGGAUGCCCACACCGAAGAAGACGCCACCGUCUAUUCGGAAGAAGGCUGCAGCAUCAGGAGUGGUGAGCAGAUUGAAGCUCGAAAAGAGGAUCAUGAAUGACCUCAAAGGGCUUGAUGCCCUUGUUUUGCAGAACAUUUGUAAGGAUGAGGGCAUAGCGUAUAACGGUAAGUUCGAAUCUAUCUUCGACAUCGCCGCGCACGGUGCUCAGCUUGCCUACGGGCCUGAAGAGGAGGAAGUCAAGGAUGCUGAACCUGUAGUCGUCACUACCGAUGAUGUCGACGAUACAACACAGACCACUGAAGACUAAUGUGUCUUCAGUAUUGCUGACCUUUGGGCUAUUGUGAAGAUUUUGGCUGAUUUGCGAACUCUC
Chara braunii is the source of this 1247-nucleotide messenger RNA. Lineage: Eukaryota; Viridiplantae; Streptophyta; Charophyceae; Charales; Characeae. The record is from the annotation of a GenBank genome assembly.